UCUGUCAGAAAAAGGCUAACGCGACGAUUUUGGUAAAAAUAAUUAUCGUUAGCACGGACGACGGUUUCUAAAUAAGCUAAACUAGCAUGCAGCAUUAUUAUAUUAUAAAUUGACACGUUUUUAUUUGCGGUUUGAUAAUUAAUAAACAUCAACGGUUUUAUGAAUGUGUCGUCCAGGAACCAUAAUCUACGAAUUUCGGGAUGGAGUCAAAUGCGGCGACUUGUUGUCAUUAUAGAAAAAAAUACAUUUUAAUAUAAUAUUGGGUUUCUAGCCCCACCUUUAAAGUCUGAUAGCAAAAGUAAAACGACACGCGCUAUGUCAAACCGGUCUACCCGUUAACGUUAGUCUACUUUGAACCGUUUUUAACGGUGACAGCUAAGGUUGCUAACUGGCUAGCCGUCUUGUUUAUCAUCAUGGACAGGGAGGCGUACCGUAACUGCUGCAGUCUGGUCAAAAUACCGAGACAGUCGUACGAACAGUUUUGGUCUUCACAUUUUGUAGAUUACAUCGACAAGGAGUUGAGCUAUUCCAAGUUUUUCAAGAAAUAUUUGCUUCCCAAUCACCCGUGUAUGUUUUCAAGAAGGUUCACAGAGGACUGGAAGUGUAGGAAACAGUGGGUGUCAGAGGAGGGGAAGCCGAAUUUCCAGAAACUUCUGCAAGAUUUUGAUGAGACUCCUGUUCCUGUUGCAAACUGCAAUGCAAAGGAGUACAAUGCAAACCCUAAGCAAGUUAUGCCUUUUAAAGAAUUUAUACACUACUGGAAAGAAUACAUCCAGAAUGGCCACUCAUCACCUAAAGGAUGCCUCUACCUUAAAGACUGGCACAUGUCAAGGGACUUUCCAGAGCAUAAUGUUUACACCACACCAGUCUUCUUUUCGUCUGACUGGCUCAAUGAGUACUGGGAUACACUUGAAGUGGAUGACUACCGGUUUGUCUACAUGGGACCCAAAGGCUCAUGGACCCCGUUCCACGCUGACGUGUUCCGCUCCUACAGUUGGUCUGCAAACAUCUGUGGCAGGAAGAAAUGGCUCCUGUAUCCCCCAGGUCAGGAGGAGUUUUUACGAGACACUCAUGGCAACCUCCCUUACGAUGUAACAUCUGCUGAGCUUCGAGACAGAGGCCUUUUUCCACACUCCGAAGAAGCCUGCCAACCGCUUGAAAUUAUUCAAGAGGCAGGUGAAAUCAUUUUCGUGCCCAGUGGUUGGCACCAUCAAGUUUAUAAUUUGGAAGACACCAUCUCUAUUAAUCAUAACUGGCUGAAUGGCUGUAACGUUGACAUCAUGUGGCAGUUCCUUCAGAGUGAACUAUCGUCUGUUCAGAAGGAGAUAGAUGAGUGGAGAAACACGAUGGACUCUUGGCAUCAGCACUGCCAGGUUAUUAUGAAGGCCUGCUCUGGUAUAAACUAUGCAGAAUUUGCUUCGUUCCUGAAAAUAAUUGCUGACAACCGAAUGGCUUUCCUGAAUGCCUGCUCCUCUGGGGAUUCCUCCGAUUACCCACGGCAUCUCUCAGAGAUCCUCACCACACUUGGACCUUACCACGCUGCCUUUGACCUACAAAGAGUGGCCCACAUAAUUGAAUGCCUUCUCUGCAACGAAGACUUUAAGCGGCUCGAUCAUUCAGCUUUGACUUUGCAGCCAGAAACCAUGUUACAGCAAAUUCGGGACACCAUACAGUCCACAAGAGGGCAGCACCUCCUUUAUCAGGAGUAAAAUGUUCAGUAGUGUCUCUACAAUGUUACUAUUAUCUGGAAAAGGCUUGAAUGAGAAGUGCCAAUUUGUAUAAGUGCAAAAAGGUGAUAACGGUGUUACUGCACCUUCAGUUUGAGAUGAAUGUCUGGAAUUAGCUUUUGCACUGAAAGAUAAAAAGAAUGAAUAAACUA
This is a messenger RNA of Plectropomus leopardus (leopard coralgrouper), 1879 nucleotides long. RefSeq names its product jumonji domain containing 4 (gene jmjd4). NCBI's taxonomy places the organism in Eukaryota, Metazoa, Chordata, Actinopteri, Perciformes, Serranidae. Gene Ontology annotation, cellular component: nucleus; cytoplasm. The record is from RefSeq and is a predicted model, not a curated record. Gene Ontology annotation, molecular function: sequence-specific DNA binding; 2-oxoglutarate-dependent dioxygenase activity. Gene Ontology annotation, biological process: positive regulation of translational termination; protein hydroxylation.